Molecule: messenger RNA, 1753 nt
Organism: Tripterygium wilfordii
Lineage: Eukaryota; Viridiplantae; Streptophyta; Magnoliopsida; Celastrales; Celastraceae
Product: zinc finger protein CONSTANS-LIKE 16-like
Exons: 2
Coding region: 372-1664 (430 amino acids)
Biological process (GO): regulation of DNA-templated transcription
Cellular component (GO): nucleus
Molecular function (GO): protein binding; zinc ion binding
Source: RefSeq, a predicted model, not a curated record
UGAUUAUUAAGGCAGCCAAUGAGCACAAAGAGAUUAGGAUCAACUUUCUAAACCCAACCAAUAGAAAAAAAGAUAAGACCCUUCUGUGGACCCAAAAGUGCACAUCAUAAGUGUAUACAAUACUGUUAAUAUACUGUAAAAGCACCGCUUGGGGACAUAUCACUUGAACAAGUGUAUACAAUAUUGUUAAUAUGCUGUAAAAGCACCGUUUGGGGGACAUAUCACUUGAACCCAUUUGUGCUCUACAGACUAAAAGAGACAACAUUACUCAAAACAACUCCUCAAUCGCUCGGCUUGAUUUGAAUUUUGAUAUUCUCAGUAUCGGUUCUUCUUUUGAAUUCCAAUUCUGUUCUGGGUUUUCUAUAUAGACCAUGAUUUCUAACAAAAAUUUGGCAAAAGCCGUUGGGGGUAAAACGGCUAGAGCCUGUGAUAGUUGUAUCAAAAUGCGCGCACGAUGGUACUGUGCAGCUGAUGAUGCGUUCCUGUGCCAGGCUUGCGACUCUUCGGUGCACUCAGCGAAUCCGUUAGCGCGUCGACAUGAAAGGGUUCGCUUGAAAACUGCAUCUAUUAAGAGUCUGGACAUCAAGAAUUCAGCACCAUCGUGGCACCAAGGGUUCACCAGAAAGGCUCGGACACCACGACAUGCGAAAUCCGUGUCAAAAAAGGUUGAAGGAAAAGCACGGAACCCAGCUCCUCUUGUGCCUGAAGUUGGUUCUGAUGAGAACUCACAUGAAGAGUAUGAAGAGGAGCAGCAGCUUCUUUAUAGGGUUCCCGUAUUUGACCCGUUUGCGUCGGAGCUAUGCACCUCAACAAUUUCAAAUGAAGCAGAAGCAGCUCCGACGACUGUUGUUAAUGGAGGUGAAUCGAAGGUUUUGGUAGGUGGGUAUGGAGGAGAGGGGGAUAGUUGUCAUGGGUUUCUUCCAUCAGAGAUGGAUCUUGCGGAGUUUGCAGCUGAUGUGGAGACUUUGCUUGGGAGGGGUCUUGAGAAUGAAUGUUUUGGAAUGGAAGAGCUGGGCCUUGUGGAUUAUAAAGAGGAGGAAACGAGAGAGUGCUCUAUUGAGAAGGGGAAAGUGAAGGUAGAAGAGGAAGAUGGAGUUCAUGCAGAAGUUGUAAGGGAACAUCAUGUUGAUACUGAGAUUGAUAUGACAAGAGAACCCUUCGAAUUGAGCUUUGACUAUGACUCUCUUGCAACAUGUGCUGAGGAAGACGAGAAGGUGGAGUUUGAAGAGAAGGUCGUCAUCAACAACGGUGAGGGAGAGGAGGAAAAUCGUGGAAAGAAGAAGAGGAAGAUGCAAUUAAGGUUGGAUUAUGAGGCGGUGAAGACAGCAUGGGCAAACCAAGGGUGUCCAUGGACUACUGGAAGUAGGCCGGAUAUCGAUGCCGAUGAAUGCUGGCCUGAUUGCAUGGGUACUUGUGGGACAGCAACCCACCACCCUUACGGGUACGUUGGUGGUUUUGGUGGACAUCCGGCGAUGGGAGACGGAGGGAGAGAGGCAAGAGUGUCAAGGUACAGAGAGAAGCGGCGAACGAGGUUGUUCUCAAAGAAAAUAAGGUACGAAGUUCGGAAACUGAAUGCGGAGAAGAGGCCCAGAAUGAAAGGGAGGUUUGUCAAGAGGACGUCCUUUCAAGCAUCUGCUUUUCCUUUACUCAACAAAUCCUGUUAAUUAGCUUCACUAAGUUUUCUGCGGGUACUAAAAUGGUGUUUUUGCACAAAUCCAAUAAAAGAAAAUUAAUGUAAAUAGCUUCAGUCAAA